Octopus bimaculoides (California two-spot octopus) is the source of this 1842-nucleotide messenger RNA. Its product is annotated as heat shock 70 kDa protein 14. The record is from RefSeq and is a predicted model, not a curated record. Gene Ontology annotation, molecular function: ATP-dependent protein folding chaperone; ATP binding. NCBI's taxonomy places the organism in Eukaryota, Metazoa, Mollusca, Cephalopoda, Octopoda, Octopodidae.
AGAGAGUUCCACUUUAGAAAAAAAAAAGAUGGCACCGAUUAUCUCCCUUCGUCAUCAUCAUCAUCAUAAUCUUCUUAAGUAAAGCAAAGAAUCCAGAGAAGAAAGUAAGGAAACACUUAUCACUGAGAAGCUUUCUAUCGUAUCAGCCAUGGCUUCACCGGCUGUGCAGGCUGGAACGGUGGGCUCUGCAGGAUUCGGCCUACAUCUCGGUUCAUCGGCUGCUUGUGUUGCUUUUACAAAGGAUGGACGAGUUGAUGUUGUUGCAAAUGAUCUUGGUGAUCGUACCACUCCUUGUUUUGUGGCUUUCACAGAACAUGAUAUGGCUGUUGGUUUCGCUGCAAAGCAGGGCUAUGUACGGAACACAAAGAACACAAUAUACCACGUCAAACAGUUAUUAGGCAAACCUUUCCAACAUGAAACUACAAAACAGUUCAUGAAUAAAAAACAGGUUCAGGUUGUCAACCGGAAGGAAGAUGUUGCUUUUGAGGUGGAUUUUAAAGGCAAAGUAACUGUCUUCUCAGUAUCAGAGAUUUUAGAGAUUUUAUUUAAGAAAUUACUUGAGAUUGGUCAGAGCAAAGCUGGUAAAGGCUGUUUUGAUGCUGUACUUGCUGUACCGGUUAAUUUCACGACGGACCAAGAAAAUCUACUUCGACAGAUUGCUACAAAAGUUGGUUUCCAAGUUCUACGAAUAAUUCAUGAGCCUGCAGCUGCUGCUCUAGCAUAUGAUGUGCAACAGGAUGAAUCCUGCGUUUCAGGGCAUGUACUUGUAUUUCGACUUGGUGGUGUAUCCUGUGAUGUGACACUGAUCAAGUUAUGUGGAGGGAUCUACUCUAUAGUAGCAGGGGUGUCAGAUUACAGUCUGGGUGGAGACAACUUUACUGAGGUUCUCUUGCAACAUCUUCAAGGAGAAUUCAAAAGGCAGUGCCGGCAUGACAUCAGUGAUAACAGUCGGUCAAUUGCAAAAUUGCAGCGAGGUGCAGAGAUGUGCAAACAUGCCUUAUCAACUGUUAGUAACUCCCAUUGUUCUGUUGACUCACUCUAUGAUGGCAUGGACUUCUCAACUUCUGUUUCACGGGCCAGAUUUGAGAGUCUUUGUACCUCCUUGAAAAACCGUUGUAUUGCUAAAAUUGAAGAAGUUCUUAGCAAUGCAGAUUUACAGAAAUCUGAUAUUGAAAAGGUCAUACUUUGUGGUGGUGGCUCUAAAGUUCCAUUGGUGCAGAAGAUGGUGUCUGAAACUUUUCCAAAUGCCAAAAUCUUGAAUCACAUUCCACCAGAUGAGGUCAUUGCUAUUGGGGCAGCUAAAGAGACCAGUAUUUUGAAAACUUUUAAAAACAAAUUAAUUCCUGAGAGUGAACAUCAAAAUAAAGUGAAGAUUCUGUCUCAAGCAAUUGCAGUAAAAGUGCGAGAGAAUCGAGACAAAACUACUUAUAAGGAUUUCCAGACUGUAUUUAGCAAAUCUACUCCAAUUCCUUCCCACCAGAAAUUUGUCUUUUCAGCUUCGUCUCAAGAAAGUGCAUUCUUUCUUGAUGUUUUGGAAUUGGAUGAUUGUCCUGAAAGGGACGAGGGUGAUGAGAAUAGUGAUAAACUUCUUGCAUCGGUUGUAAUGAAAAAUAUUGCUCAAGAAGCUCCUAUAUCAACGUCGUUUGUUUUAACAAGAGAUAAAUUCCUAGAAGUUGUUUGCCAAGAAGAGACAACACACAAGAAAUUAACUGUACAAAUUCCUGUCAGAUAAUAUUGGCAGCAAGAGAUUAGACAAAAAAAGUAAUUGGAACUUUCUACAGCUUUACUUAAAAUCGUCAAUGGCUUUCAGAAAUCAUAAAUAAAUAAUUUUUUAUACUUAUA